GUUGCUCUCACGGUACUAUGACCUGAUGGCUAUGUACAUGGCUCGGAAUGAACCAAAACGUCCCGGGUCCGCUCCCGACUCGACUUGUCUUCCUCUCCGAGCUACCUAAUCUCCCCGUUGGUUCAAAGGUCCGCUUUCUAGGAUGUGUAUCGAAGUACACAAUUGCAAAGGGCAUCCUCACCCUUGAGCAUAAUGACAGUGUAUCCUCGCCGAACAGAAAAGGGCCCCGUCGAGCGCCGGGGGCUCGAAUAGAUGUCGAUGUAAACCUGCUUCUCGAGUCUCUCAGCCAUUCAGAUAUUGACAUCGGAAACUGGAUUAACGUUAUCGGCUAUGUGAGGCCCCUGUCGCCGGCGCCCAGCCUCGUUCUUCAAAAUGAGAUGCUCAAGUCAGGAGGCGGAAGAAAAAAGCCUUCGUCGGUGUACGUUGAGGCACUAAUGAUCAUUCCUGCCGGCGGAAUUAGAGUUGGGGAAUAUGAAAGAGUUUUAUCUGAAGCUAGAGAAGUAGAUAAGAGACUAAAGGGGUCGAGCUGAGAACCGAAGUCCUGAGUUCACUCCAUGGAUGUUACUUCGGUCUCUAUAGAGUCUGAACAAAUGGCUAGUUAACUUUCGGGCCAUCUAAUUAGAAAACGGCAAGGGAGUACUCUGGAGUUGCCGGUUGAAAACUCCUUAAACGGUGUACAAUACUUAGGGCACGCCGUAUGUCUCGAAUAUUCCUCGUGAGCAAUACAGAAUUAAAAUG
Molecule: messenger RNA, 738 nt
Organism: Coccidioides immitis RS
Lineage: Eukaryota; Fungi; Ascomycota; Eurotiomycetes; Onygenales; Onygenaceae
Exons: 2
Coding region: 48-530 (160 amino acids)
Biological process (GO): telomere capping
Cellular component (GO): CST complex
Molecular function (GO): single-stranded telomeric DNA binding
Source: RefSeq, a predicted model, not a curated record